Molecule: messenger RNA, 2626 nt
Organism: Cataglyphis hispanica
Lineage: Eukaryota; Metazoa; Arthropoda; Insecta; Hymenoptera; Formicidae
Product: cyclin-dependent kinase 4-like
Exons: 6
Coding region: 443-1876 (477 amino acids)
Biological process (GO): protein phosphorylation; regulation of G2/M transition of mitotic cell cycle; regulation of gene expression
Cellular component (GO): cyclin-dependent protein kinase holoenzyme complex; cytoplasm; nucleus
Molecular function (GO): ATP binding; cyclin-dependent protein serine/threonine kinase activity; cyclin binding
Source: RefSeq, a predicted model, not a curated record
AUUAUCGUCAUCGUCAUCGUCAUCAUCAUCAUCAUCAUCAUCAUCAUCAUCGUCUUUUUCUUCUUCUUCCUUCUCUUCGGCGUCGCGGGUUCCCGCUGUUCCGCUCCUCUCGCGGGAGGUCAGCACCUUAGCAUCGGAAUAUCUUUUUCGUAAGGGAAUCGUCUUCGAAACAUUCUCAGGCGCUACUAAAACGAUAUACGACACUGGACAUGCGUGUACUCUCCUAUUAUACUCACGCUCGACUUUUCGUUCUAGAAAUAGAAGUGAAUGAGAGCGUUGAGCAAGUGUUUGUUGUGCGAAAGACUUGAGUACAUAGCAGUGUCAAUCCCGCGGAUAAUCUGGGAGCAGUGACGUCCUGUUUACUCUGUUUGGUAGUCUAGUGUGGCAAACGAGCGCCCGGAAAUAUCGUCGUCAGAUUCAGCGUAGAAGUCGAGAUGUUGUGAUGGCUGGUAGAUCACGACGUUCGAGCACAGAGCUCGAACCAGAUCUAUCGACGCCAACGGCUCCAAAAAAAUCCAAACAAUUUGAAACGUCUUCCGACAAACCGUCUGCGGAACACUUAACGGAGGCAGAAAGUACCGAGACACCGUCCACGAGUGAAAUAUCCUUGCAGGCGGAAGUCUUGCUCGUCCAGGAAGGGGAAGAGGAGGAAAAGCAGCUCUCAGACGUUGCAAAACAAGCGGGUAUCUCCGAGCGAUGGAUUUCAAUCGAUGAACUGUCAUCGAAGUCGACCGAGCAAACGGAUCCAGAGAUCUCUAAAGGAAAGAAAGACAUCGCGACAAUCUCCAUCGAAGCGAUCCCGGGUACUUCGAAAGAAGAGCAACUCGGCACGCUGAAAGCCAUUGUAAUGAAAUAUAGCGAACAGAGCGACGAGCUUUCUGGUCUUCCCGGACCAAAAUUCGAGACAUCCGUACAGAACUUUACGCUUCGCGAUCAUGCAUCGUACGAGGACUUGUCGCUUAUCGGAAACGGUGCGUACGGCACGGUAUACAAGGCAAAGGAUAGGUCCAGUGGUCAAAUUGUAGCGCUUAAGAAAGUUAGAGUACCUUUGACAGACGAUGGUCUACCUAUGUCCACACUAAGAGAGAUCGCUGCUUUAAAGUCGCUCGAACGAUUUGAACAUCCAAAUAUUGUCAGAUUACUCGAUGUCUGUCAAGGAGAUUAUCUUCACUUACCAUCGGGUGAUGGUGAACAGUCCGAGAGGCUAGAUCGUGGUCUCACCCUCUGGUUGGUGUUCGAACACGUGGAAAGAGAUCUCGCUUCCUAUAUAGCCAAUUAUCGAGAAAGCUCUCCACAAUCGAACAUCCCGCCGAAUAUCGUGAGGCAAAUGUUGAAAGAAAUAUUGUGUGGAGUGGAGUUCCUACAUAGCCAUAGAAUAAUACACAGAGACUUGAAACCGCAAAAUCUUUUGGUAACGCGGGAAAGAAGAAUCAAAAUCGCGGAUUUUGGUUUAGCCAAGACUUACGACUUUGAAAUGAGAUUAACUUCCGUGGUUGUGACUCAAUGGUAUCGAGCACCUGAAGUACUUUUAGGAUGUUCCUAUGCUACUCCUGUAGAUAUCUGGUCUGUCGGUUGUAUAUUAGCAGAACUUUGCAAAUUGGAACCAUUAUUCCCAGGUACUAGCGAAGGUGAUCAACUCGACAGGAUUUUCCAAGUUUUGGGUACACCAUCACAGCAAGCAUGGCCACAGAAUGUAUCACUCAGUUGGACAGCUUUCCCAUACAGACAACCUAAACCUCUUGGUGCAAUAAUACCAGAUCUCAAUGAACAUGGACUAGACUUAAUAAGAAGUAUGCUCAUGUUUGAUCCUCAUAGUCGUAUAACCGCAGCUCAAGCAGUAAGACACAGAUACAUUACUGAAGAAGACGUACAAUGACCAUUUCAUAUAUAAAUAUAUAAAUUAUCUAGAUUUACUAAUAAACUCAGACUGACUGUAACUGUAUUCAGGAAUAGAAAUAUAUCUAACAUAUGUAAGCACGCUAUAAUAGUUUAUAAAAUUAUUAAUAACAGGUGUGUUAAUAAAUAUCUGAUAUGAGUAUUAAGAAUCACAUUUAUUUGUUACAAUUACAAAUUUAAUUAAGAAUUAAAAUUCACAUUUAAAUCUUAUCAAAUAGUCGAUAGUAGUCAUGUACCCCUUAUAGUUUAUUUUUAUAGUUGGCUCCCUGUGUUAAAUUAUUAAACAUAACUACAUAUAAUAAUUUUGCAAAACAAUCCAUGAUUUAAGUUAAUUUAAGGGGUCUUUCUAAGUAGGUGUACCUUACAUACACUUAAUUACAAAUUACUUUAAUUACAAAUAUACAAUGUAAUAUACAUUGAGAAUGAAAUAAUUAUUAUUUUUUAUAUAAUUAAUUUAUCAGCAGCAAUGUUAUGACUUAGUGUACAUACAUUAGGAAAUGUGCAUUAGAAAUCGGCAAAUAAUAUUUGUGUUUGUAUUUCUUAUUCCUUGUACACAGUAUUAGGCAGUAGUUGCAAGAUACGAAUGCAAGUUUUCAACUUUCUCAUAUUCAUGAUACAGUUAUUUAUUUACACACAAUGAUAUCUUAAUAUUUCAAUCAAUCACAUCUUUUUUAUAAUGAUAUUAAGAAUUAUACUUUUCAUUAACUUCUUUUAUUUCAUGUCAUUGUGU